GUGCGAUCCACCACCCACACCGCGGACUUGGGUUAGUAAUUUCUUUAUGUUAUGGGGCUUUUCCACAAAUCUAUUACAGCAUCGGAUCUACGAACGGGAAGACCUUAGUUCUCCGAAAAACAAUCCUCAAAUCUUUCUGAUAAAUUCUUAAACCUCCCCAGCAUGGAUCUCAAUCCGCCUGCUGGAGAAAAUUAUGCCAACCCGAAGACAUGUCUCUUUCAUGUUAUUUUCAAGGCUGCAGCAUUGGCAUUUUACAUCCUUUCUGCGCUUUUUGUUAAUAACUUUGUCAUCAUUUUUGUGGUGACCGUCCUUCUUGCUGCUCUUGAUUUUUGGGUAGUCAAGAAUGUGAGUGGGCGUAUUUUAGUUGGUUUACGGUGGUGGAAUGAGAUAAAUGAUCUUGGUGAGAGUAUAUGGAAAUUUGAAUCGCUUGACCAAGAGUCAUUGGCCCGCAUGAACAAGAAAGACUCAUGGCUGUUCUGGUGGACCCUAUACCUAACGGCAGCUGCGUGGAUCCUGCUUGCAAUAUUUUCUCUCAUAAGGCUUCAAGCUGAUUAUCUCCUCGUUGUAGGAGUUUGUUUAACCCUCGGUAUUGCAAAUAUUGUUGGCUUCACCAAAUGCCGCAAAGAUGCUAAGCAGAAGAUUCAACAAUUUGCUUCCCAGACCAUCGCAUCUCGGGUCACAUCCACCAUACAAUCUGCAUUCAGUGUUGUCUGAGUCACUCACUCAUUGGGGAAGAUGGAAAUAAGACGGAUAUGCAGCUGGGAAAAAAGAGUGAAAGACUUCGAGAAUUGGAAGAGGAAUGUACAUGCGCACUAUAUUGGCCAUUUUGGAAUAGCAGCUUAGAAAUUUUGUUUACUUGUAUUUUUUGCCCAAAAUUUCUAAUGGUUUGUACGAAGAACCUAUGAAAUGCAAUGGUAGAAAACUCAUACUAUUUUGCCUGUAAACCAUUCACUUAAUUUUAGUAAUAGCCAAUAGGCAACCUAAAUCAA
Molecule: messenger RNA, 989 nt
Organism: Corylus avellana
Lineage: Eukaryota; Viridiplantae; Streptophyta; Magnoliopsida; Fagales; Betulaceae
Product: golgi apparatus membrane protein-like protein ECHIDNA protein
Biological process (GO): protein secretion; vesicle-mediated transport
Cellular component (GO): Golgi membrane
Source: RefSeq, a predicted model, not a curated record